CACACCUCUGCGGAUCGGAUCAACGCUUCCAACUCUUCAGCUGCAGUAAGAGUGGGAGGCAAGUGGACGCCAGAAGAAGCUGUACAGGAGCAGAGUGAACGCUGCAUGUGCGCCACGAUGGGGACGCCUGGAGGGGCGUUCUUUCUCCUCCUCGUGCUGAUCGCCGCAAGGAUUUCAGCCGUCCAGUUCCCGUGUGGAGGCACCACAUGUCCAGCACGCAUGGACUGCAUCGAACGUGGUGGGAAGACGACCUGUGCCGACCCUUGUGACAGCUACACUGACCUGAGGGACGACUGGCGUUCCACACAAUUUAGUACCCAAUCAAGCAAGUGGAGAUGUGACAAGAGAGUUGAGUGGAAGGGCUGGUGUCGUCUGUUCCUGGAGGACAAGAGUGCACAUAUUCCUGAGACAUGUGGAGUAGAAAGCUAUAAGUGUGGAACCAGUGGACCAGUGACGAUGGUAGAACCUCAUCCCACACAGCUGGGUGAAAUUGUGAUUCGGGACGUGUGUCGUUGCUCUGGUGGAAAGUGCCACCCUAGCGACAGACACAGCAUCCAUGUCAAGCUGUGCUCCACAACAGUUUCCACCUACUACGUGUACAAACUGGUCAAGACAAGCUUUUGCUAUCGGGCCUACUGUGCAGAACAGUUAGAAUUGGAUCCUCCACUCAUCAGUCUCCUCGAUUGUGGCGCUGACAAAAUCCAAGUGGGCGUGGAUUCAGCUAAGAUGAGACUAAUUGGUCGUGACCCACUCAUUGGCAACCUGAUUGACAGCACGUGUUCCCAGGCCAGGGAGAAAGAUGGUGUGGUGUGGUACGAAGUUGGCGCUCAGGAAGGUGCCUGUAGAAACACACUGAAGACCAACGGCACACAUGUCACCUACUCCAACACUUUAUUCAUCUACCCAGCAAACAGUUCUUCCGUUCUGCCAGCGAGUCUUCCUUUCUCAUGCGAGUAUCCCCUGAAGACAGACGCCAGAUUGAAUGUGGUCAUCAGACCGACCGUGGUGACCAAUAAAGAGGUUGUCCAGCCCCAGGUCCCCGAUGAGCCACCAAGCCAAUCCGGAGCUGCAGAGGGGGUGCCACCACGCAGGGUGGACAAUGUCUUUGUUGGCUCGGGUGCCAAACUGGGAACCUCCAUGGUCCUGUUCAAGAACUCCUUCAAGAACUCCUUCGAUGCAAAGACUUACGCAGCAGGUACGGUGGUCCUUCCGGUGGGCUCAGCGUUAUAUGUGGGGGUCUCUGUGAGAGAUCCCCGCUUGGCGGUUGUUUUGGAGGACUGCUUCGCUUCUCACUCAUCAGACACAAAGAGUCCUGGCCAACAUCACCUCAUCCAAAACAAAAGCCCCACUAACCGCCAGCAAGUGUUUGUGGUUGAGAGCGGCGCAUCCCACCAGGCUCGUUUCUCCGCCCUGCUCUUCUUUCUUCAGGGAAAACACCAAGAUGUUUACCUCCACUGCAGCCUCAGCCUGUGUGACAGAAAGACCACCUCUUGCAGUCCCAAGUUGGAUCCGUCACUCAGUAACCUUAAUUGUGGCUCUGACAAAAUCCAAGUGGGUGUGGAUUUAGCUAGCACAAGACCCACUGGUUAUAGUGCUCUGACUGGCAACCUGGCAGACGGCAAGUGUUCCUGGACCAGGGACAAACAUGGUGUCGUGUGGUACGACGCUGACGCUCAGACGGGUGCCUGUGGAAACACACUGACGAUCAACAGCACACAUGUCAUCUACUCCAACGCCUUAUUCAUCUAUCCAGACAGCUGUACUUCCUUCUUUCUGCCCCUGGUUCUUCCUUUCUCAUGCGCGUAUCCCCUGGACACACCCACAAGACUGAAGGCACCCAUCAGACUGAACCUGCCGCCCAGCAAAGAGGUUGAUCACAACCAGGUCCCUGAUGAUCCAUCAAGCCAAUCCGGAGCUGUGAAUGAGGACCCACCAAGCAGGAUGGAAGGUGUCUUUGUUGGCUCGGGUGCCAAACUGAAAGCCUCCAUGGUCCUGUUCAAGAAAUCAGACUAUGCAGAGCCUUAUGCGGCAGGUGCGGUGGUCCUUCCAGUGGGUUCACCAUUAUACGUGGAGGUCUCUGUGGACAAGAAAGAUCCCAGCUUGGCGGUUGUUUUGGAGGAAUGCUUCGCUUCUCACUCAUCAGACCCUGACCAUCUUGAACGAAACCUUCUCAUCCAAAACAAAUGUCCCACUGACCGCCAGCGAGUGUCUGUGGUUAUGAGCGGCUCAUCCCUCAAGGCUCGUUUCAUUACCUCGUUCAUCCUUGUUGGAGAAUCUGGAGAUGUUUACCUCCACUGCAGCCUCAGCCUGUGUGACAGCAUGACUUCUUCUUGCAUUCCGUCCUGCUCCGGCAGAGCCCGACGCCAUGUCUUCAAGUCUUCUCCAGUAAAGCCACUAACCAUUGGACCAAUCACUUGGGAGAAAUCAUCUGAGUUGAGUUUGAUAGUCUACAUGUAAAUGUCAGAAAAGUGUGAUUGAAAAAUCAGCAUUUUAGGUCCCAAGUGUUCAAUGAUGCUUGUAUUUAAUGACAAAGAACCCAAAAUAGCAGAAAUACUUUGAGCACUGUAAAUAACGUACAAUUGAAAUGUUUCACCGCUGAAGUACACGAUACAGAACACUGACUUUUGGAGUUUGUUAAUGUUCUGGCCUUGCUUUGUUUGGGUUGAAAUAAGCUAUGGAUGUAAAUAAGUAUAUGGAUGGAUUUUUUUUUGUGUUUUUCUACUGAUUUUGUUGCAUAUUGAUUGUAUGACCUGCCAAGGGACUUGAGAAGGAAAGAAGCUGCAUGCAGUUGGAUCUGGUGUAAUGCAUGUCUUUAAGAAUGUGCUCAUGUCCCUGUUCAAUGAACAAUAAAGUGAAUUGUUGCAGAGUC
Dunckerocampus dactyliophorus (ringed pipefish) is the source of this 2869-nucleotide messenger RNA. RefSeq names its product pancreatic secretory granule membrane major glycoprotein GP2-like. The transcript is spliced from 15 exons. Gene Ontology annotation, biological process: neutrophil migration. Lineage: Eukaryota; Metazoa; Chordata; Actinopteri; Syngnathiformes; Syngnathidae. The record is from RefSeq and is a predicted model, not a curated record. Gene Ontology annotation, cellular component: cell surface; apical plasma membrane. Bases 106 to 2457 code for a protein of 783 amino acids.